Molecule: messenger RNA, 4494 nt
Organism: Asterias rubens (European starfish)
Lineage: Eukaryota; Metazoa; Echinodermata; Asteroidea; Forcipulatida; Asteriidae
Product: sodium-dependent dopamine transporter-like
Exons: 14
Coding region: 495-2399 (634 amino acids)
Biological process (GO): sodium ion transmembrane transport; dopamine uptake involved in synaptic transmission
Cellular component (GO): neuronal cell body membrane; presynaptic membrane; neuron projection
Molecular function (GO): norepinephrine:sodium symporter activity; dopamine:sodium symporter activity
Source: RefSeq, a predicted model, not a curated record
AAUCGCUGCGGGGGACCCUACUUUCUACUUGUUGCAUAUCACAGUGGUGGACCAGAGGGGGUGGUCAAGUCAACAUAGGCUCGCCGCCGCUGCCAUACGUACACGACGCUAGCUCAAUCCCUUGCUUGGGUGGUUGUAUUCUACAUCAGCAACGACAGGGUUUCUUUAUUAACCCACUUCAGCGAGGCAGGCCCAUGAGCGCUGAUCGGAUCCGUCAGACCUGUUGCAUGCAUGCAGCUCCCGUCAAUCAGGGCUUCUGAUUUUUUUUACAUCUAUGAAUCGGACUUUUUGCCUCUUCACAACAGCUCCUUAGGUCUCCUACAGACAGAAAGUCUCGUAACUACGGCUGAGAAACACUCACCGAACGGAAUUCAGUUUUUUCUACUUCGUCUCUGAAGUGAAAAAGUUCGUAGACGUUCUGAGGGUUAUUGAAUACUUUUUUUUUGUUCGGCCAAGGACGAGUGUGGAGUGUUAAAAACAGAUACAAAUCUACCAUGAGGACUGAUAGUGCUGUGACAACUACUAGCAAUAACCCUAAAUUUUACGGGAUCAACAUGAACUCCAAUGCACAGGGCAAGUUAUUGAAAGUAAGCGUGGAAGGCGGUGAGCUUGCUCCUGGGAGAAGGAGCGAUGGCGCCCGUCCAACCUGGGGCGGCAAAGCGGACUUUCUGCUCUCUAUCAUCGGCUUCUGCGUGGACUUGGCCAACGUGUGGCGGUUUCCCUACAUGUGCUACAAGAACGGAGGAGGGGCGUUCCUCAUCCCAUACACGAUAAUGCUCAUCAUCUGUGGUAUCCCACUCUUCUACCUGGAGCUGGCCCUGGGCCAGUACAAUCAGACAGGCGCCAUCACCGUCUGGGAUAAAGUCUGUCCACUAUUUAAGGGGGUUGGAUGGUGCGUGGUUUUGAUCGCGUUCUUUGUGGACUUCUACUACAACGUCAUCAUCUCAUGGGCUCUCUACUACUUCUUUGCCUCCUUCACCACCGUCUUACCGUGGAGUACCUGUGACCAUGACUGGAACACCAUGUACUGUUUCGCACCCAUUGACGGGCCGCAGUUUGACGUGGAAGUCAAUGUUACUGCUGAAGAUGGGACAAACGGGACCAUCAUUAUCAAUAGGACCACCUCAGCAGCUACGGAAUACUAUGAGCGUGGUGUGCUGCAGAUGGACCAGAGUGGUGGAGUGGAAAACAUGGGUAAAGUGGUCUGGCAGUUGAUGCUGUGUCUCUUCACGGUUUAUUUGAUCUGUUACUUCAGCAUGUGGAAGGGAAUCAAAGGUUCCGGAAAGGUGGUAUGGUUCACAGCUACAUUCCCGUACGCUGUGCUGUUCUGUCUUCUGAUUCGUGGGGUUACACUCGAAGGAGCGGAUGUUGGCAUCAAGUAUUACGUCAUCCCGGUGUUUUCCAAGCUUCUCAAUGCUCAGGUGUGGGUUGAUGCAGCCACACAGAUCUGCUUUUCUCUUGGGCCAGGGUUCGGCACUAUGUUGGCUUAUUCCAGUUACAAUAAGUUCAAUAAUAACAUAUACAGGGAUGCUCUGAUCACAAGUGUCAUCAACUGUGCUACGAGCUUUCUGGCAGGCUUCGUAGUCUUCUCUGUGCUCGGUUACAUGUCAGUACGCAACAAAGUCCACAUUGACAAAGUCGCCACUGAAGGACCCGGGCUCGUGUUUGUGACGUACCCAGAAGCACUCGCAACGAUGCCUGGAGCGCCGAUAUGGUCCAUCAUUUUCUUUCUGAUGCUGAUUACACUGGGCUUAGACAGCUCGUUCGGGGGUUCCGAGGCCAUUAUGACGGCUCUUUCUGAUCAGUUUCCACGCAUCGUCAAAGACCACCGGGAAAUUUUCAUGGCUUUUCUUUUCUCGUUCUACUUCCUCGUGGGGCUUGCCUUCACGUCGCAGGGUGGGGCAUAUUUGGUGUUCCUGUUUGACAGCUUUGCUGCCUCCUACUCCAUCUUGCUGGCUGUGUUCUUUGAAGCCAUUGCCAUUUCUUGGUUUUACGGGAUGCAGCUGCCGCCAACAAAGAGGAUAAGUGAAGAUAUCAAGGCAAUGCUCGGAUACUACCCAGGAAUGUACUGGCGUGUGUGCUGGUCAUUUGUAUGUCCAGCAUUCGUUAUGUGCUGUAGUGUGUUUGGAUUAGCCAAUUACAAGUACCCCACCUACGACGAAUACACGUACCCACCGUGGGCCAUUGGACUUGGAUGGAUGAUCGCAGCUGCGUCUGUUAUAUUAAUUCCGCUCACUGCAAUCUACAAGAUUGCCUCAACACCCGGUUCCCUUUAUGAGCGGUUUAGAGUGAACCUACAAACCCCACCUCAGUACCCAACCGACAUGGAGGUCGGUAACCAUUACCCCUGUCAACUCAACGGUGUACCAAUGGACACCAAACCGGUCACGCACGUUUAAAAUUUCCAAUGGAACAGAAGUGUGAACAUUCGUAGGGGACUAGCCGUGGGGGCCAGCGGAGCUCCGUCCCCCACGAGCAUGCACGGAAGACGCGGUCAAACACCGUAAGUUAAGGUUCAACAAGGAACACGAUCGGGGAUUUGUGUGGAUUUUCUUCGAAGAAAUGCCUUUCCCGGAAUACCAAAAAAUCACAUUCGCAAUAAUAUUCAGACUGAUAAGGUUUAUUCAUUUGUAAUAAAUUUGAAAGUUUAUCUCAGUGACUGUGGAUAAAUAACAGUAAACAUUAGGAGGAUCGACUGCAUGAAAAUACGUUGUAAUUUUCACUAUUAACAGAAUACACUGAACUGCACUGCAGUUUCUCUUUUUUUGUAAAGUCGACUGGGGUCGAAUGUAGCUAAACAAUUCGGCACAAAAUCGUGGAGGGGCCGGGAAAUUUUAAUGGUGUAGUAAUAAGACAGAUGUGUUCCGGUUUAUUUUCCACGAUUUGUUUAUAAUCGUAUAAUUGUUUUAUCAAACUCUUGGCAAAACAUCACAAACUCAAACAGCGCCCUCAUUGAUGUUAAAGAAGAUUCAAUGAACUUUACAGUUGGGCGUGUAACUUUACACAAGGGCACGUUUUCAUUGUUCUCCCAGUGAUGGUAGCCUUUAGUCAAGGCGCACGCGGCACCCCCAGUAGUCAAGCACGACCGCAAAUAUCACGCACAAAAAAAUACCAGCGCCGUGCGUGAUAUCUGGGGUUGCCGCCGCCGCCGCGUGCGACUUGAUAAAAGGCUACAGUGAUGGUCGUUUAAUUUUCGGGCUUUGAAUUUUGUUUUUAACAAAUAAAGCUUUUAUGUACAUUUUAAUACUGAUAAUUUGAUUAUAAUCUCAAAAAAAUUAAAAUACGGUACUUAUUUAAUAACAAUAAUGUGUUGGAUUUUGUUAGGCUUAUUGCAAUGACGAAAGAACUAACAAAAAACAACAAAAUGUAAAUAGUAAUUCAUGUAAAUGAUUAAGUCAUUGGUGAUCACUCAUAAUUAACUUGCAUAUAAAGAUCAAACUUAAUUUCAAAUCAGAGGAUAUUUCCCCAUAAAAGUCCGUCAUCAAAGUAAUGGCAUAACCAAGAGUUGUUUGGAAGGGAUACUGCAUCACACUACUGCUAUUAUAAAAUACAAUGAGAUGUAUCUCAUCAUUGUUGACGUCGUGAAAUUAGCAUAAUCUUUACAGUAGUAAGUAACAUAACUGACGAAGUACCUUAUUUGACGUACUAAUGUUCUUAUGGUUUGAAAACAACUUUUUAAGUGAUUUAUUUAUUUAAUAUGUUUCCGUCAUGCUAUGGUGUAAUUUUGUUUGUUAAUAAUUACUGUACUUAUAGUCCGAAUGCAUCAGCUGCAGUACAGCUCAAUCCUUCGUGCCCUUGCGAGAUAACAAAUAAUAAUUAGUUCUUAUAUAGCGCAUUUUAUAAUAACGUUUAAUUGUUUUGGGGAGUAUUCUUGCCAUAAUUGUCGGUCUCGAUAUCACCGUGGUGUGAAAUUAUCCAAAUUAUGACGACAGCUUAAAGAGAGCAAAUUUGAACUUUUCCUAAUUUAAUAAACUUAAGUAAAAAUUAUUUGUUGGGAGAAAUGUAAAAAAAUAAGAUGUUUCUACAAUAUUGCCCCUGAUAAAUAUUGUGUUCCUUCAAAAAGCGGUAAACGUGAAAAGUGACUAAUAUGGAGACAUGAUGUGUAACUGAUAUGUAUAGUUCCCUGUAUACAGUACAACUGUGGAUAACAUUGAACAUAAGAGCCAUGAUUUUUUUUGCUUGAGCCUUGUUUUGGCCACAUGGGCCUCUUUCGAAACUAAGGUUUUGGUUGCAGCUUAACACAGCUCUGAAAAUAAAAAUAGAAACGUGCACUUUUGUUUGUUCAAUCUCAACUUCAUCCAGGUGAAGCCGGGGUGAAGCCAAGGCUGCAGUUUCGAAAAGGCUGUUAAUGGGAGACUUUGUAACGCUAGGUGGCAGCAGACUUACCAAGUAAUGUCCAUUGUCUGGGUCAAUCUGAGCAUGCUCACAUUUCUAAGAACAGUGGAUUUACUUGGUUAAGUCUGUUUCCACGUAAAGAGUACUCAAAAGUCUCCC